UGAAACCAUAGACUAUAUAUAAAAAGGUUGAAACGCUCGGUUUGACAUCAGCGAGAUUUGGUUUUAUAGUUUCACACGUUUGUAAUUUAUACUUAGACCCUCCGUUAAAGUGUCAAGUGCAUUUUGUUUAGCUUUUAACUGUUAGCUGGCGUUAGCUAAAGGUUUUCACCAUGUAUCGUUAAUUAAGUAAAGCUAAUUUUCAGAAACAGAGUUUAGCAAAGCCAGACUAACGUUACAGUUUUAGGAAAUGUUUACUGUGGUACUUCUCCAAACGGUUCAUGAGGCAGGAUGGAGGCGUGUAUGAUGAAGCCAGAAGCCAAAAGGAAACCAAAGCUGCCAAAACCUCCCCCAAAGCCUGCUGAGAUAAAUGGAAAUGACACAGAGAGGUUGGAGAAAUCAACUCCUCUGGUGCCUCAGCGGCCUUCAGAUGCGGAGCUCACUCAGACACAAUACUGGAUGAAAACAACAAACAAUGAGGGCGCAGAGUCUUUACACAGUGAGCUCUCUGCCAGCACUGAAAGCUUGUCGGAGAACAAGGAGAAAGGCGUUUUUUUCAGUGGACUCCUCAGAAAGACUCCCAAAACAGCUAGAGAGGAGAAUCCAUCUGCACAGAAAGAUUCACCCUGCGAUGACAGUCUGUCUGGGGCUGCCAACACGAAGGAAAAAAAAGGAAUAUUUAAUGGAAUAUUCAAGAAAACUCCCAAACCUGUGGAAGCUGCUCAUCCUGAAGAGGAGAAAGGUGGAGGGUUGUUCAGCGGACUCCUGAGAAAGACUCCCAAAGCGUCUGAAGAAAAAACAGAGUCACCGAGUAGAGAGCCUCAGAAAGACCUGUCUGAGAAUAAUACCACCAAGGAGCUGGACAUGAAAAGUGAAAAUCAGUUAUCUGGCAGCUGUGAGAAUCUGUUUCACACCACCGUCUUGAAGGAGAAAAAAGGAGGCCUGGCUGGCAUCUUCAAAAGAUCAGUCAGCACUGACAACCUGUUUGACGAGGAGAAAGGUGGGCUGUUCAGUGGACUUCUCAAGAAGACACCCAAAGCAUCUGGAGAUGAGGCAGCUGCAGAGGACAAGGACGACAAACUGUCAGCAAGUAACAACAGUCUGUUUGAAAACAGCAACACCAAGGAAUUAAACACAGAUGAGGACAAGUUAUCUGCCAGUUGGGAAAAUCUUUUAGACGCAACCACAUCAAAGGAGAAGACCGGAGGACUAGCAGGGAUCUUCAAAAAGUCUCCCAAACCAGCUCUGCGCGCAAUCGUUACUAAGGAUCCUCUCAGUGACACAAGGAAACUGUCUACCAGCUGCGACAGCCUCACAGAAACUGCACAGGAUGAUUUUGGUGAAUUGUCGACCAUUAAUAAUACACUUUCUGAAGCCACAAGCACCACAAAGGAAAGUGAGGACAUGGAGGCACCAGAAGGAGGCGGGCUGAGAGGCAGGAGAACCAUUAAGAAAAAAAGACGAGUUGUGUCGUUCCGAAUCAAGAAAACACUUCCCAAAAUACCCAAGCUUAGUCUCACUUCACAGGGUUCAGACAAGAUGCCUUUUUUUGAGGAGACCUUUGAGCUGCAAGAGCUGAACCCAGCACUGGUUAGCAUGAUGGAGAGCACAGUAGAGGUCCAGCCUAUGGAGAUGGCAGCUUACCCUACUGAAGACACCCCCCUUGAAUCUGAGCAGGAAAUUGAUGAGUUGAUGGAGUGGUGGAACACCGUCAGAGGUUGGACAGACUGGAACGAGUCCUCCAAUUUCCAGGAAGGCAAUGAGGAAAUGGUGAUGGAGCAAGUAGCUGAUCGUGUCUACAUGGCAGCCCGUCUGUUUGUGCAUCUUUUCAACCAGCGGGGGGCGUCCUUACAGCAUCGAAUCCUGGAGCUUUUGGCUCUGGCCGACUCUGCAGAUCAGUUUCACAAAAGAACGGUGACAGCUGCUGUGGGUGGAGGGGUGGCCAGUGUCGCAGGCAGCGUGGCAACAAUCACAGGGCUCAUUCUGGCCCCUUUCACUUUUGGUGCCUCUGUUAUUGUCACAGCGGUGGGGAUCAGUGUGGCGACAGCGGGGAGCAUCACGUCAGCGACAGCCAAUAUCACAGAUACAGUUCACUCCAGCAUGGACCGCAAGAAGUUGGAGAAGAUGAUUCAGAGCUACCAGGAAGAGAUCAAAGACAUCAGAGAAUGUUUGGAGUUCGUAAAGGACAGUAUGGAUGCCCUGCAGCAGUGGGACUUUGAGGAAUACUCAAAUAGCGCUGGCAAAAAGGCUCUGAACCGCAGCCUCAAGCAUGUGAUGAAGGAGGGCGGCCGAGCCGGAAAAGCCCUGAUGAUCAACACCAAUAAGCUCAUCAGCACUGUGAAGAUUUUAGGCACUGCAGGCGGCGCCGCCAGAGCUGCCAAGGCCAUCAGUGUCACCACAGGAGUUAUGUCAGCCCUCUUCCUUGCUCUGGAUGUUUUCUUCCUUGCCAAAGACUCCCACGAGCUCCGCAAGGGAGCCAAAACUAAAUUUGCCUCCAAGAUCAGGGACGUAUGUAAAGAACUGCAAGACGGCCUCCUGGAGCUGAACAAGGUGAAGACGCAGCUGCAGAAAACCAUGGACGGCAUCGAAGUGGAGGAGUACGAGGACAUUGAGGAUGUGGAGGUGGAGGUUGACGACAAUUUGGAAUCUGAUCCAAAGAAGCUGGCUGAGCUGGAGCAGGAGCUGGACCUCCUGGAGGAGAAACUGGACAAGAAAGUCGUGGAGGAGCAGAAAAAGGUGAAGAAGGAAAAGUUCAAAAGUAAGAAGGAGAAAAAAGAGGAGAAGAGCAUGAAGGAAAAAGACAAGCCAGAGAAAAAGGAGAAGGAAACGGGAAGAAAGUAUGCUAAGAAAGAGGGAAAGAAGGAAAGUAAGAAGGGAAAAGGUGAGGGAGGAAUCAAGGUUGAGUCAAAAUUAGACAAGAUGUCUGAUGAGGAAAAAGAGCAGAAAAAGGAGACUGUCAAAGCAGCCGAAGAUGAAGUUUUAAAAGAACAAUCUCAGAAAGGCAGGAUGAAGGACCAAGAAACUGUGAAUCGAAUUACAGCUGGAAAAGUAAUUUAUGAGAGCAAGCCAGACAAGGUGAAAGAAGACAACGGUACAAAUAAAAAGACGGACGAGAAGGAAAAAGAAAUUAUGACUGGAAAAGAACACAAGGAAAUUAAGAGCAGAACAGGCGAUUUAAAACGAGAGGACCGGAGUGCAAACAUAUAUUCUGAGAGGGUCAAGACAGAGAGGGACAGAAGUAAGAGCAGCAGAGAGGAUGAAAGCGUAAUGAAUGAAGAGAAAGAGACAGACACUGAGAGUGCAAGGAGACACAGCAGCAGGAGCGACAAAGACAGACCCCACAGGAGUGAAAGAGGAAGCAAACAUGGAAAUAAAGAAACCAAUGAGGAAAGAAGCAACAGGAAAGAGAGGUGGAGGAAGACAGGGGAGGAAAGAGGAGUUAGUGACCAGGGAGCGGAGAUGGCAAAAAGUAGAGAUGGGAAGAGAGAAAACCAGGAGGGAAGAGAAUCUAAGAAAGAGAGAGGGAUGGAAAGCGAAGCUCGUGGAAAAAGCGGCGGGACGAAGAUCUCACAUCGAAGUCACGACAUGGCGACGCAGAGGGAGCUUUCGGAAAGAGAGUGUUGGAGCAGCAGAGAGGAAUUUGACUCAAAGAGGAGUCACCACAGGAGAGGGACAGCCCCGCAUGAUGACCGGAGGGAGAGAGGAGAUGAGAAACAAGGGAGCAGGACUAAGAACGCAAGGAGGCUGUAUGAGCAAGCAGGGGGUGAGGAGGAAAGGAGGAAGAGGAACGAGGAUGGACAGAUUCAGAGGAGGGACAGAGAAAGAAGAGGAAGUGACAGAGAGCAUGGACACCAGAGCCACCGAGGAUACCGAGCACGAUCCAACGCGCUGCUGGAAGACGGACUGAAUAUUUAGUUGUUAAGAUAUUAUCUUUGGCAUUUCAUUUCAAACAUUAACACGCCAUUAUUAAUUCAAGGUUAGGUUUGGAUUAUUUGAAGUCUGUCUUAAAGUCCAACUGGAAUUUAAGAGACAGGUGCGAAGGAGAAGGGCGAGCGGAUCACAAGCUGCAAAUAAACUCCAGCACACGGUCAGGCAAA
This is a messenger RNA of Micropterus dolomieu (smallmouth bass), 4094 nucleotides long. Its product is annotated as titin homolog. Gene Ontology annotation, molecular function: lipid binding. Bases 289 to 3912 code for a protein of 1207 amino acids. The record is from RefSeq and is a predicted model, not a curated record. The transcript is spliced from 27 exons. Gene Ontology annotation, cellular component: membrane; extracellular region. Gene Ontology annotation, biological process: lipoprotein metabolic process; lipid transport. Lineage: Eukaryota; Metazoa; Chordata; Actinopteri; Centrarchiformes; Centrarchidae.